AGGGUCCAGGUUGGGGAUCAGCUGGAGACGGUGUUUCUGCUCAGUGGAAACAACCCCGCCAUUCAUCUGUACAAGGAGAAUGAGGGUCUGCACCAGUUUGAGGAGCAGCCGGUGGAGAACCUUUUCCCUGAGCUCACAGAUCUGAGCAGCAGCGUUCUGUGGCUCCACGUGUCCAACAUCGCGGGCUCAGGCAGGAGACUCACGGCCUUCGGCUGCCAGAGCGGAUAUGUCCGGGUGGCCCACGUGGACCAGACCAGCAGAACUGUGCUGCAGACUUGGACGGUCCAGCAGGACGGCCCCAUCUCUCGAGUUGUGGUCUUCAGCCUCUCCGCCCCGGGCAGCACCCGGGGGGCAGCCAAGGAAUCGCCUGGCCUCGAGGCGCCUGCGCAGGACUACAGCGUCCUGGUGGCCAGCAUGAUGGAGCCAGCUGUGGUGUACCGGAACGUCUUGGCCCACGGCCUCCGCGAUCAGCUGCUGCUGCCGGGCAGUGACCAGUUUGACAGCGUCCUGUGCGGCCUCGUCACCGACGUGGACCUGGACGGGAAGCCCGAGAUCCUGCUGGGCACCUACGGCCAGGUGUGCGCCGCCCAGGCUCCGCCAUCUUCCCCCUAUUUCCCA
Molecule: messenger RNA, 618 nt
Organism: Gracilinanus agilis (Agile Gracile Mouse Opossum)
Lineage: Eukaryota; Metazoa; Chordata; Mammalia; Didelphimorphia; Didelphidae
Product: KICSTOR complex protein kaptin-like
Exons: 5
Biological process (GO): cellular response to amino acid starvation; negative regulation of TORC1 signaling; actin filament organization
Cellular component (GO): actin cytoskeleton; lamellipodium; KICSTOR complex
Molecular function (GO): actin filament binding
Source: RefSeq, a predicted model, not a curated record